Magallana angulata is the source of this 1624-nucleotide messenger RNA. RefSeq lists its product as uncharacterized. The record is from RefSeq and is a predicted model, not a curated record. Bases 790 to 1416 code for a protein of 208 amino acids. The transcript has 3 exons. Lineage: Eukaryota; Metazoa; Mollusca; Bivalvia; Ostreida; Ostreidae.
GAGAGUCAGGCAGAUUCCAAAAAUGUCAAUUUCUGGAGUUUUAAUAAUUGUUAUCAUUUGUCUCAAAAAUCCAAGAGGGGUUGCCAACAAUGAAGAAAAUUGAUAUUAAAGUUUGUUUAUUUGGUUUGUAUUCUAAGGCCAUGGUACCAUAAUUUCUUGAUGUAAGGCGGCGUGAAAUCUAAUACAACUUAAAUGGGUUCCAUAUAUGUGCCUAAGAAUUUUGCCAUAAUUCAAAACAUUUCAUAGAUAACAUGUACAUUUAUUGAUUACACUGUAAUUAGGGGCCUAAUUGAUUGCAAAAUAUCAAAAUUCCGAUGUAAUCUGUUGUCAUGACAACCCAAUAAAUGUAACUGGUAACUGGCCAGAAUUAAUGUCUACCAUUGCGAAAAUAAUCUCAAUAUAAAAAAGGGUUUGGACGCCCCAUUUCAAAUUUUCAAUAAAUAUUUAGAAAAAAUGAUUGUUAAAAAAUGUAGAAUUAAAAUUUUAUGUUUGGGUUUUAAGGGAUUAUGAAAUACUUCUAAUUUUAGUGGAGGUGACUAGAUAAAUUUAGAUAAUUUAAUACAAAAAAUCCAAAAAUUUAAGUUAAAAUUAGUUUUCUGAGAUAUUAUAAUGCAUAAAUGGUUAGAAAAAUUAAAAUAAACAAAUACGUUGCUCAAUGUCUUCUAAAUUUCGUAUCAUAUGGUGGAAAACAGAGUUUAGAUUAAUUUCCCUUUGCUUCACCUCUGGUUAUCUCCCCUUUUAUUGCUCUCCCCAAAGGAGGUAGAAAAUUUGUACCAGUGGAGGGAAAUAAUGGCUUCUCCUGGCAGGAGCUCAGGCAGCCCUUCUACUAUCUGUGACUUUGCUAGGUCAUACAGACAUAGACCAUGUGAAGGUUUGACAGAGAGUAUUUCUUCCUUGACUGAUGAUAUAUUUCAACACUUAAAACGAUGUCAAGCAUCAACACGACAUCAGACAAGAAUCCCAGAAGGACUUCUGCUACUGUUUCGCAGUGGCAUAUUUGUUGUUUCAAAGGAUGUUCUUCAAUUAAAUGUAUGCAGAAGUCACAGGAAUAGUCUUUGUACUCACUGGUACAAAGACUCUCGGUGCUGUAUGCACCCUCUACAUCCACCAAAUCAUAGGGAGAAGCCAGACAGAGGAUUAACAUGCACGAUGGCUAAAGAAAUAUGGCUGCACGAGAGAGUUGUUGUGCCUGUUGGAGCUGGUAUAUGCAGAAGAUGUUCAGAAAGACACAAGACAACCUAUACCACAAAAGUAAACAUUGAAAGUGAUGUGGGAGAUUUUUUGAAGCUUGCUGCACAUUUACAAGCUAGUGAUGAUGAAAUUUUAAACAGUUUGCCAGAUACAUGUAUAUCAGAAGCAGAUGAAGUUACUGUUGGAGGUAAAUUCUUUUGCCAUAAACAGCUCUUAAUAAAGUAGAAUCAGCAGAAUUGUCUAAAUACAAAAUAUGAUGGAACAUGGUCUAGAGUCAUUGUUCAAAAUGUAUGAGGUGGUUCCAUGGUAGGCACCCCCCUUGAAUUAAAAAGUGCUUAUAUAUCCUCUCUUAUGAAGUUAGCCCUAUCUUUUUUAUUGCAUUGCUCAAUUAGGAAACUUUAUAAUCACACCACAUAUAAUUACAUCUUGUUUA